ACUUUGCUACUUAAGCUCUUAGUGCCAUAAUAUCCUGCAAGACUCUACCUCCAAAUGGCUUUCAAAAAUGUCAAGUUGGGUCUAGCCCUGGUUCUUGUAGGCAUGCUUUGUUCUAAAGCCACAGCUCAGUCUGGUUGCACCAGUGUGCUCUUGGGGUUAGCCCCGUGUUUAAAUUACAUUGCAGGAAAUUCGACAACCCCAGCAUCAUCUUGCUGCUCUCAGCUUUCUAGCGUAGUUCAAUCACAGCCACAGUGUCUUUGCUCAGCACUCAGCGGUGGCGGCUCGUCACUGGGUAUUACCAUCAAUCAGACUCGAGCUCUGUCACUCCCUGGAGCUUGCAAUGUGCAAACACCCCCAGUUAGCAGGUGUAACGAUGCCAAUGGUCCAGCAGCUCCCCCUGUGAGCUCCGCAGUAAGUCCUCCAGCUGAUGGUUCGGAUGAGACACCUGACACUCCAGCUACAUCAUCAAUGCCAAGCAUUCCUUCAGGAACUGGGUCUAAAACUAUCCCUGCAACAGAAUACAGAAUAUCAAAUGGAAAUAUUAUGAAAAUGCCGCUUACUCUCACUCUGGUCACUCUGUUUAUGGCUUCAUACAUUUCUCUUAUCACCUUAUGUUGAUCAUUUUAUGAAAACUAGGAGCUUGUUUACCGACUAGGCUACUACUACUACCAAGCAGCAACGGUUCCCACUUAUUGUUGUUCAGGGUUGUAUUCCUACUUUGUGAUGUAUGCUUAAUGGAUAUAUAAGAGUACAUUGUUGUCUUCA
Molecule: messenger RNA, 765 nt
Organism: Theobroma umbraticum
Lineage: Eukaryota; Viridiplantae; Streptophyta; Magnoliopsida; Malvales; Malvaceae
Product: non-specific lipid transfer protein GPI-anchored 5-like
Biological process (GO): lipid transport
Molecular function (GO): lipid binding
Source: RefSeq, a predicted model, not a curated record